AUGGACUCCAAGAACAGCCUCUUGUACAAGAAUUUCCACAAGCACCCCGCGGCUUUGGUCGAGUCGGCCUCUGGGAUUUACCUUCACACGAGCGAUGGCAGGAAGAUUCUCGAUGCUACCAGUGGUGCAGCAGUCGCCUGUCUAGGUUACGACAACAAGGAGGUUCAGAAGGCGGUUGUUGAUCAGCUGGUCAGCGUGCCUUACUGCCAUCCAGGUUUCUACAAGACCAAGUCUGCUGAGGACCUGGCCGACUUCCUGGUCGACUCUACUCAUGGUCACAUGUCGAAGGCCGUCCUGUGCGGAUCCGGCUCCGAGGCCGUAGAGGUCGCUCUCAAGCUCGCCAAGACACACUUCUCCCACCUUGCCAUCCCUCAGACCGAGAGGUGCCACUUCAUCGCCAGAGUUGGAGCAUGGCACGGAGCUACCCUUGGCGCCCUGACACUCGGCGACUUCAAGGUCCGCAAGGAUCCCUUUGUUCAGCUCAUCUCCCAGAAUUCGUCUCGCGUAUCAGCUUGCAGCACCUACCGCGGUCUGCAGAAAGGUGAGACUGAGGAGGCGUAUGUGCAGCGUCUGGCGCAGGAACUUGACGAUGAGUUCCAAAGAGUUGGUCCUAACAAGGUCUGCGCUUUUGUAGCUGAGACUGUUGGCGGAAGUGCCAGUGGAUGUGCCAUGCCAGUCAAGGGCUACUUCCCCGCCAUGAAGGCUGUAUGCGAAAAGUAUGGUGCCCUCCUCAUCCUCGACGAAGUCAUGUGUGGAAUGGGUCGUACCGGAUCUCUUCAUGCCUUCGAACAAGAAGAUGUCGUCCCAGACAUUCUCGUCGUUGGAAAGGGUCUCGGGGCCGGCUAUGCCCCCAUCUCAGCCGUUAUGCUCAACACCAAGCUUGUCGAGUCGUUCCAAAAGUCCGGCAAGGGAUUCGCUCACGGCCAGACGUACAUGGCUCACCCUCAAGCCGCCGCCGCUGGGUUGAAGGUGCAGCAGGUUAUUCGAGACACAAACAUGGUUUCUCACGUUCAGAGCAUGGGCGACUACCUGGGAUCAAGGCUCAAGGAAAGGCUACUGCCUCUUCCCUGGGUUGGAGAUAUCCGUGGCAGAGGUCUGUUCUGGGCUGUUGAGUUCGUCAUUGACAAGAAGUCCAAGGAGCCGUUCCCUUACAGCCUCGGACUCCACGGUAUGCUGCACUCCAAAGGAAUGAGCGAGGGCUACGAGAUUUCUCUCUUCAACGCCAACGGUGGUUAUGACGGUUACAGCGGCGAUCACUUCCUCAUCUGCCCCCCUUUUAUCGUCAACGAGGCCGAUGUCGAUGAGAUUGUGGACCGAACCGCACGUGUCAUUGAGGAUACCUUUUCGGAGUUAGUCAACUCGGCGGUCUGGGAAAAGAUCGCUAUCCAGAUGGACAUUGCUGCCGAGACUCCGGUGGCGGAUAUUGCUGUUGGAGAGACGUUAGUGUCUGUCAACUAG
Molecule: messenger RNA, 1458 nt
Organism: Fusarium falciforme
Lineage: Eukaryota; Fungi; Ascomycota; Sordariomycetes; Hypocreales; Nectriaceae
Exons: 3
Coding region: 1-1458 (485 amino acids)
Cellular component (GO): cytosol
Molecular function (GO): pyridoxal phosphate binding; transaminase activity
Source: RefSeq, a predicted model, not a curated record